AUGUCACAAUUGUUGAAUCGUAUACGUCGACGAGCUUCGCAUGACUACAUGGCUAUUCCAAAUGAGCAUAGCGAACAGCAUUUCGAAUCAGCGGAAGUAGUUCGUGAUAUCAUUAUUGGCUUAUCAGAUGGUUUGACUGUUCCAUUUGCAUUGGCUGCCGGAUUGUCAUCUUUGGGAAAUAGCAAGAUUGUAGUGUAUGGUGGUGCAGCAGAGCUUGUGAGUGGUGCUAUUUCGAUGGGAUUAGGUGGAUACCUUGCUGCCCUUUCAGAGAUGGAGCAUUACAAAACGGAGCGUAUGCGUGAAGAACGCGAGGUGGAAGAAUGCCCGCAGGAUGAGGAGGAAGAGAUUGUCGAGAUUUUGGAGCCUUAUGGAUUGGAUCGUCAGACUUUACAACCUUUGAUCGAUAAACUCAAGAGUGACCCUGAAAAGUUUGUGGAUUUCAUGAUGCGCUUUGAGCUCAACCUGGAAAUGCCCGACCCUCAUCGUAGCUGGAUAUCGGCAUUGACUAUCGGAUCUUCCUAUUUCAUCGGCGGCUUGAUUCCUUUACUGCCAUACAUUUUCAUUGAAGAGUCCACUUUUGCCUUGUACAUUUCUGUUGCAGUCACCUUUUUAACAUUGCUCAUCUUUGGUUACGUCAAGAGCCGUCUCGUCAACCCCAAGGGUGCCAUCAAGGGUGCUUUCCAGACAUUAUUAAUCGGUGCCAUUGCAGCAGGUGCCAGUUACAGCAUUGUUUACUUUUUACCUAGCGAGAACGAUAUCUGA
Messenger RNA from Lichtheimia ornata, 762 nucleotides. RefSeq lists its product as uncharacterized. The record is from RefSeq and is a predicted model, not a curated record. Gene Ontology annotation, biological process: intracellular manganese ion homeostasis. NCBI's taxonomy places the organism in Eukaryota, Fungi, Mucoromycota, Mucoromycetes, Mucorales, Lichtheimiaceae. Gene Ontology annotation, molecular function: manganese ion transmembrane transporter activity; iron ion transmembrane transporter activity. The coding region runs from base 1 to 762 and encodes 253 amino acids. The transcript is spliced from 5 exons. Gene Ontology annotation, cellular component: fungal-type vacuole membrane.